This is a messenger RNA of Protobothrops mucrosquamatus (brown spotted pit viper), 2135 nucleotides long. It is a transcript of the gene NKRF, whose product is annotated as NFKB repressing factor. The record is from RefSeq and is a predicted model, not a curated record. Gene Ontology annotation, cellular component: nucleoplasm; nucleolus. The transcript is spliced from 3 exons. The coding region runs from base 16 to 2112 and encodes 698 amino acids. NCBI's taxonomy places the organism in Eukaryota, Metazoa, Chordata, Lepidosauria, Squamata, Viperidae. Gene Ontology annotation, molecular function: nucleic acid binding.
UAUGGCUCCCAAAUUAUGCAGAAAAUCCUGCAGAUGGCGGAAGGGAUUGAUGUGGGUAAGAUGCCGUCGUUUGAGCUGGUGCCGGGCACGAAGACAGCCAAAAGACCACGAUCUCCACGUGAUGACUCUCCCCAAAGGACCUUGGAAAAUGCAAGAAAGCAAGCUCCCAAAUUCCGUGUCCGGCCACGCUUUGAGCCCAUCCACUUCGUCGCCAGCAACACUCAACCGCAGACGAAAGAAGAGUCUUCAGAAAACCAAGCCCAAGACACUUUGGAGAAUAUCACAGCCCAGCAGAUCCAAACUUACGCUGAUCGGGUGUUUAGCAGCUUCGGCACCCAAGACAGGGACUCCCAGUUCUCCAGUUCCGUAGGCCUUGGCUAUGGAAGUAGCCAGGUCAAACCACCCGAAGCUAAAGUGGUUCCCAAAAGUACAGAGAUUUCUACUGCUGGGGGCACGACGACUUUGGUGGACUCUGCUUUUCUCCAAUCCUCUUCCGAAACUUUCCCCAAAUCAGUAGUAACAGCCAAGCAGUGUUUCAUUAACAAGCUUGUAACGGCCGUCCGCAACAAUCUCGCCAACCCCAAUUGUAGCGGCGGGCCAGAAAAAAUUAACUACACGUAUCUUUUGACGCGGUCGAUUCAGGCUUGUAAGACCAACCCAGAGUAUAUUUAUUCUCCCCUGAAGGACAUUUCGCCUGCCGAUCUCCCCAAGAAGAAGAAGAUUCUCAAAGAAGGUUUUGCCUGCGAGGUGAGGUGUCAGAACGUCUAUCUGACCACGGGCUAUGCGGGCAGCAAAAACGGUUCCAGAGACCGGGCCACCGAGCUGGCAGUCAUGCUGCUGCAAAAACCCGUUGAAGUCAAAGUGGUUCAGCGGAAGUUCAAGAGCGCCACGCGGGAGGAUUUGGUGGUGUGUGAAAGUGGGACCUCUUCGCUUGAAUUCCCGCCAGCGCUCAAACUGCCGGAUGACGUGAACCCCCCUGCAAAGGACAGUGUGUCGGGGCAGCCGAGUUCUGACCCGCAACAAGGGCCCAGCUCUGCCAAGCAUUGGACUAACUUUGUCCUCACUGAAAACGCCAGUGAUGCCAUUGGCAUUUUGAACAAUUCCGCCUCCUUUAACAAAAUGACUGUGGAAUACAAAUACGUGCUGAUGCCCAACCGUCUCUGGCGUUGCAGUGUCUAUUUGCAAGGUCACUUCUUGGCUGAAGGCUGCGGCACUAAGAAAACCAGCAAGCACGCCGCGGCGGACGAAGCCGUGAAAAUUUUGCAGAAGACUCAAUCCAACGUGAGCGCCACCAAAGCUGUCCAGGUCCAGAAAGUCAGUGGGGCUGCCCGCAACCCCGCGAGGAAGAAGAAUCUGAAGGACCUGGUGGUGUACGAAAACUCCAUGAAUCCGGUCUGUACUCUGAACGACACCGCUCAGUUCAACAAGAUGACGGUGGAAUACGUCUUCGAAAGGAUGACCGGCAUGCGAUGGAAGUGCAAAGUGAUGCUGGAGAACGAAUUGAUCGCCGAAGCAAUCGGCGUCAAGAAGAGCGUCAAACACGUAGCCGCCGAGGAGGCCGUGAAGGUCCUCAAGAAGACCCAGCCUACCGUGGUCAACAACUUGAAAAAAGGCACCAUUGAAGACGUCAUUUCCCGGAACGAGAUUUGCGGCCGCUCGGCCGAAGAAGCCUUGAAGCAGCAGAUUAAGGAAGACAACAUUGGAAAUCAGAUUUUAAGGAAGAUGGGCUGGACGGGGGGCGGUUUGGGCAAAAGCGGGGAAGGGAUCCGGGAGCCCAUCGCGGUGAAGGAGCAGUUCAAAAGGGAAGGGCUGGGACUGGAUGUCGAAAGAGGCUCCCAGAUCACCAAAAAAGAUAUUGAGCAGAUCAUCCAAAAUUACGCUUUCUCGGACAGGAAGAUCGAUCUGACUUUUUCCACGGAACUCACCAACGAUGAGCGGAAACAGAUCCAUCAGAUAGCCCAAAAAUACGGGCUUAAAAGCAAGUCCCAUGGGCAGGGCAGGGAUAGGUACCUGGUGGUCAGCCGAAAGAGGCGUAAAGAAGAUUUGCUGGACCAGCUGAAGCAGGAUGGACAAGUUGGCCAUUACGAACUCAUCAUGCCACAGGAGAAAUAGGGAGCGAGCCUUAAGUUUUUCCC